Molecule: messenger RNA, 654 nt
Organism: Andrographis paniculata
Lineage: Eukaryota; Viridiplantae; Streptophyta; Magnoliopsida; Lamiales; Acanthaceae
Product: thioredoxin-like protein YLS8
Exons: 2
Coding region: 72-500 (142 amino acids)
Biological process (GO): mRNA splicing, via spliceosome
Cellular component (GO): U5 snRNP; U4/U6 x U5 tri-snRNP complex; spliceosomal complex
Source: RefSeq, a predicted model, not a curated record
AGCGACAGCGAGCGAGCAGGUCACCGUAAAAGCCUACCACUUCCGCCGGGCACUUCAACACCGCCGUCGCCAUGUCGUAUCUGCUUCCGCAUCUUCAUUCUGGAUGGGCCGUCGAUCAGGCAAUCCUUGCCGAGGAGGAGCGCCUCGUCAUCAUCCGUUUCGGUCAUGAUUGGGAUGAAACCUGUAUGCAGAUGGAUGAGGUGUUGGCUUCUGUUGCCGAAACAAUUAAGAACUUUGCUGUAAUAUACUUGGUGGACAUCACAGAGGUGCCUGAUUUCAACACCAUGUACGAGCUAUACGAUCCAUCCACGGUCAUGUUCUUCUUCAGAAACAAGCACAUUAUGAUCGAUUUGGGCACUGGAAACAACAACAAGAUCAACUGGGCCAUGAAAGACAAACAAGAGUUCAUCGACAUUGUUGAGACUGUGUAUCGUGGUGCAAGGAAGGGACGUGGUCUGGUCAUUGCCCCGAAAGAUUACUCUACCAAAUACCGCUACUGAGUUUAUACACUUGUCCGCACUGAUGUUGAGUCGAUUGCGUUUGCAUUUCAAUAUAUGUAAACCAAUUUGCAGGUAACUUUGAACUUGCAAUCUGUGAGAUACAUUAAGCAUUUGAUACAUCUUUCCAUAUAUAUAUAAGCUGCUGAAUUACGUA